Molecule: messenger RNA, 2902 nt
Organism: Dicrocoelium dendriticum
Lineage: Eukaryota; Metazoa; Platyhelminthes; Trematoda; Plagiorchiida; Dicrocoeliidae
Source: the annotation of a GenBank genome assembly
GCAAUUGAGCUAGAGUGCUUUGCCAAUUGUCGAUGGCCCGCGGUUCUUCUAGUGACACUUUGUGGUCGCAUACUGUCACCUAUCUAAAGCUUUUUACCUCUUGUUUGUCAUUAUGGGGUCUGGGUUAUAUGCGUAUGAGUGCUACUUGGGUCGCACUUGGUACCUUUGGAUAUUUUUGUGUACAAGUAGUCAGAAAAAGAAGAACCGAACUAACCAGUGCCCUGAAGGCUAUUGGAGAGAAUGAAAAAGAAGUUAUACUGCAGAAUUUUUCGGCCGAGGAUUUACCGUCUUGGGUUCAUUUUCCGGAUGUUGAGCGUGCCGAAUGGUUCAACAAGGUUAUAAAGCGGCUUUGGCCAUAUAUAAGCAUAUAUGCAAAGGACAUGAUUAUCAAUAACGUCGCACCAGCCAUCGCUGCACAACUUCCUUCGGCACUGAAACCCUUCUCUUUUUCUACCAUCGAUCUUGGAGAUACUCCACCACGCGUUGGUGGUGUAAAGGUUUAUAUGGACGAGGACAUCGGUCGGGAUGAAAUCGUCCUGGAUCUUGAUUUAAUGCUCUACAGUGAUGCCAGAAUAAAGGUUCAACUGGGGAAAAUCAAGGCUGGUAUUAAAGAAUUCGAGGUUAGUAUGUUAUAUAACUUUAGAAGUUGGUCUGGUUCAUAUUAUGGCAGCAAAUCCUUGCUAUCGCGAAUUGGCGGUCGAUUUACUCGAAUUUAUUUCACUAACAGCUCUUAUGGGAUCAAUCUUCCCAUCUCUGUCUCGCUGCGGGGAACCCUUCGGACCGUUAUGAAGCCACUGAUCUCAAAGGUUCCCUUUGCUGGAGCGGUGACAGUAUGUUUUAUCAAUAGCCCGUAUAUCAAUUUCACACUCACUGACAUGGGCAACUUCCUUGGCUUGCCUGGACUACAGCAAACCUUGAGUACUAUCAUACACAACACAGUGGAUCAGAUGAUUGUGCUUCCGAACCGUUUACCGGUGCAACUGAUUGAUGAAGUCAAUGUGUUGCAACUGAAGUAUCCGAUCCCUCAGGGUAUUCUACGUGUGAACGUUGUGGAAGCUCGACGGCUGAAAAUUGGUGACAAAAACAUAGCAGGACGCGGUUCGUCGGAUCCGUACUGCGUUGUACGAGUCGGUGCUCGAACAUUCAAAACGGCUGUGUUUCACAAAACCUUGGAUCCCAUUUGGAACGAGUAUUUUGAAAGCGCCAUUGACGUGAGACGUGGCCAGUUUUUAGAGGUCGAAGUCUAUGAUAAGGAUCAGAGCAACAAUGACGAUACCAUUGGGUCCUGCUCCGUCCCCCUCGAGUCAGUUUUCGAGUUGGGCGAGGUGGAUACGUGGUUGAACCUUGAAGGUGUCAAGACUGGUUCGGUUCAUUUGAAGAUGACUUGGCUGUCACUAUCCAAUCGCCCUGAAGAUGUCUCCUCGGCAUUGAAAAGAGCAUCAGAACACCAGACCUCUGGUGGUGGGAUUAUCAGCGCUGGAUUUCUCUAUGUCGUAGUGGAGCAGGCUAGAAAUUUGAGGCGCGUCAAGCAUAUGCAAGAGCCAUCACCGUACUGCAAUCUGCUAUUGGGACGCAAUGCGCAAACGACGGAUGUUAAAGAACACACUCAAAUACCCACAUGGGAUUCUGUUCACCACUUCUUCGUCAGAGACCCUUACGUCGACAUACUGCAGCUGAUCGUUCGUGACGGUCGGUCUGAGAGCAAUCUUGGCACGUGUACCAUCCCCAUCAAAAUGCUACUGUCCGAAAAACAAAUGGCAGUCACACGCCCUUUCCAACUCAAGGACUGCGGACCAGACGCGGCCACCAUCGUCCUUCACUUGGAGUUCAAGGCCAUCGUGCCAGUUCCGAAGAAGGAAACUAUUAAACUCGCUUCCUCCGCAGACGCACCAAUAUUUAGCCCCACCCCGGAUAAUGAUGCCCCAAACGUUGAGAACACUGCUAUUGACAACCCAGUAUCGACAAAUAAUCCCGAAAUGAUUGUCCGACACCGCAAUUCAAUCCCACAGGCUGCGUUAGAUGAUGAAAGAGUCAGUGAAAAUGUAGCUGAAACCACUACACUGGUGGCUAAUUCACAAGAGGCAACGCCAUUAGAAGACGGAUCGGUGACCACACUCACAGAUGCUUCGCUGGGACGACUGAAGCUAACUAUGGAGUAUUCUGUUGCGUCAGGGGAGCUUUCUGUAACCGUGCACAAAGCCUGCCAACUUCGUGGAGUGGACAAAGAUGGUCUCGCUGACCCUUACGUGAAAGUCACUUUGGUCGAUCGGCGUCGGACCACCAAGAUCACAAAGAGAACACACCCAGUGAAGAACUGCCUCAAUCCUGUAUACGAAGAAAACUUCAGAUUUCCUUUGGAAGCGAGCAAGUUGUCUACCCACGGUCUGCGGAUCGAGGUGAAAAACCAUGUGGGACGGUUCACGCUCAGUGGUCGAACCCACUUCAUGGGAUCAGUGUAUAUCGAUCUGUGCAGCUUGGAGUCUGCGCCCCCUUUGACUCACUGGUUCAACUUGGUUCCUGCUGAAGCCUUGUCUUCUGAUGGGGAUGAUCGCAGCCUUUCUCCUGUAUGAUGAUGAUGAUGCCAAUUCGGCAUUGCGACAAAAGCGGCAUCCACAUCCUUCCAAAUGGCCCACAUUUGAAUGCUCCCUCACCCUCCCACCGGAGUAUGCCCGCGGUCCACUCCGUCAGCGCCAACGAACUGCUGAGAUUUAUUAUUCUGUUAUCAUACUCCUUGAGUUAGCCCAACUUCACCCAAUGAUGACCCACCUAACCAUCUAGUCUCAGUUCGGCGCGCCAUUUUUGCAAUUUAUUUUCCCGUCCCCCACCGAACGCUGGGGUUGCUGACCCACUUGAUACAAGUGUAGCAACCUUCAUAUUAGCAUACAGUCAUCUUGCUGAAAUU